CGAGCACCCCGCAUUCACUCCUCCAAUCACGAACCCCAGCAUUAUUCAGAUUGAGCAGCACUCAUUUCGCGCACUUGGCGUACAAGCGGCCGAGCGAACUCCAUCGACAAGUGUAAACUCUUACGCCGCUGAAUGAUCAUCGGGUGAGGCUUGAAAGCUGAGCGAGCCACCUCGACCAUUUCGGAGCCCUAAUUUUGAAAAGACCAACACCCGGUUUCUGACAUCGAAGCGCUCGAGCAAAGUCGGUAGAAGCUUCGCUAUCCAAAUUUGUCCUCAACAAUAUGGCUGUUCCCCUGCUGGCAGCAUUUACGCCGCCUUUGAGAGCAACCUUUGCAAGUGCACCAGCUCUCGUUUGGCCGAGCCGAGCCGGCGGUCCCCCAAAGAUUGUGCUCUUGUUCAUUCCCGGCAACCCAGGCCUCGCAGAGUAUUACACACCAUACCUCAGCGCUCUUUCCUCCGCUCCAGCACUUCAAGGCCAAAUCGAAAUCAUAUGCGUAUCGCACUUGGGUCACGCCGCCCCUUCGCCAACACCGACUACGCUUCGAGCUCAAGUAGCACACAAGCUCUUGGUGAUCGAUGCAGCCCGCGCGGCUUACCCAACACAGCGCAUACAUGGACGAGAAGAGCGACCGAGGUUCGUGCUGGGCGGUCACUCAGUCGGCGCAUACAUCGCCCUUGAAUGCCUGAAGGAGCGAAGGCAUGUCGUGGACUCCGUGCACAUGCUCUUUCCUACGGUCAGCUGGAUUGGCAAGACGCCAAAUGCCAGGAAGCUAGCCCCAUUAUUUCAUCCAAUCGUUCCUGCUUUCUUUCUGCCCUUGCCUCUGCUAGUCCUUUCGCUUCUGCCAUUCGCACUACUCCUACCUCUCAUUCGUCUACUCACCAGGCAGAACUUUGAAGCUGCCAAGACGACCACGAACUUUCUCGUCACGCCAGGGGCUGUGCGCUCGGCUGUCAACAUGGCAGCGGAGGAGAUGCGCGAGAUCAGAAAGCUUCGUGACGAGACGAUCAAGGCCGUGCGGGAGGUUGGAAGCGGAGAGGGCAAGGUUCGAGCAUAUUGGGCUCGUGGAGAGGAGGACGGCUGGGCUCCAUCAUGGAUCCGAAAGCAAGUGGAGAGUGCCCUCACUCUAUCACCAUUGACCGCGCCGCCUUCCGAUAUGUCCGCUCCCAGUCUGAAGAAGUUCAGGACAUUUUCGAUCAGUGCUCUGAGAUCUCGAAGGCAAGCUCACCAAGCAGCCAAAGCCUCUAAGCCUCCGCCCAUCACACCGCCACGUCUGAACAAUCGAGCGCCGCGUAGAAGGCCCUCUCUGAUUGGGGCGCGAGCUGUGCGAAGUAUUGAUGGCAGCAUCUCCAUCGAAGCGCCGGACGAUUCGAGCGCUACAGAGUAUGCAGGCGCAUCGACAGACGACGAGACGGUGACAUUAUCGCACAACACGCCCAAAGCAGCUGCUCGUGCGCUGGACAGCGGUUCAGCAGUGAUCGAGUCGCCGGAAGUCGAGUUGGAUCUCAACACUGCUCUUGCUGGGUCAGCCAAGAAUGUGGCAAGCCAUCCUCUGCCAGCUUUCACGAGCGCAGUGUGCAACGUCGGCAUGCCUCACGCUUUUUGCCUCGAUCAUAGCGAGCACAUGGCUCGCAUUACCGCCGCUUGGCUAGCUCAGGACCACCUCUAG
Messenger RNA from Ceraceosorus guamensis, 1667 nucleotides. RefSeq lists its product as hypothetical. Gene Ontology annotation, cellular component: lipid droplet. The record is from RefSeq and is a predicted model, not a curated record. Gene Ontology annotation, biological process: lipid storage. The coding region runs from base 282 to 1667 and encodes 461 amino acids. Lineage: Eukaryota; Fungi; Basidiomycota; Exobasidiomycetes; Ceraceosorales; Ceraceosoraceae. Gene Ontology annotation, molecular function: lipase activity. The transcript is spliced from 4 exons.